AUAGUGGACGGUAAUCUAGAGAACCGCUGCAAGUCGGAGAUGAUCCUAUUAGCCAGCAUCCGUCACAACAACAUCGUCAACGUCCUACACUUCAUCCAGAGGGAGAAUGCCAUCAUGCUCGUUUACACGUAUCAGGUGAACGGCAGUCUUGACCACUGCCUGCACCGGCGGGAGGAGGGUGAACUGCCGCUGAGCUGGCCGCAGAGGAAGGCCAUCGCCAUUGGCGUGGCCCAAGGGCUCUUCCACUUACACCAUGAAUGCAAUAGACCGAUUGUCCACCACAACAUCACCUCUCUCAACAUCCUGCUUGAUCAUAAUUUCAAGGCCGCGAUAGCCAGUUUUGGUGCUGCACAAAUGAACAUGGCCGGGCUCAACCAACCACUGCCGAUUGCGGGAUCUGUUUUUGGUAACUUUGGGUACGCAGCUCCAGAAUAUGGGAGGGCAGCAAGCCAACUGACGGAGAAGGUGGACACGUACAGCUUUGGUGUGGUGCUGCUGGAGCUUGUCACAGGGCGGGUGGCCAAUGGGGUGGAUGGUCAGUUGGCCAUAUGGGCUCGUGACAACUGCAGUAAGCUGAUGGCCAAGAAGCUGGAAUGGUUCAAGAUUGCUGUGGACAAGGGCAUCCCAAAUCAAGCACGGUACAUGGAGGAGAUGGCGACCGUGUUCAGGCUGGGCAUGGAUUGCACCGUCGAUGAUCCGCAGCAAAGGCCGUCCAUGCAGAUGGCUCUCAAACGACUCCGCCACGGCUAUGGAUGUGGCCGAUUCGGUGGCCUUCUCACCUGCUAUAACAUAUACAUAACCAGUGAGGAUUCAGUACAAGUGAAGGGCAAAGUGGCAUGUGAGAUCAGCUCAGCGGAUGAACUAUGUUCAGUGGUACUUUGAAGGAUGUUACUGUAGACCAAGAUGGUGGCUCUGCUUUUGUGUUUUGUUUGAAAAGAAACCUUCAGGAUGCCCCAAAACCAAGGGAGGAGCUUGCCCUUUUCUUCUACAAAUGCCGAGAGAUAGCCCAGAGUAUUGCAAACCUUCAGCUUGAAAGCAAGGCACCUAAUAUACUAGUAAACAACCACCGAAUUAUCAAUGCUAUAGAAACCUGCUCUUCGGGCCUUGCCGAUAACAGAUCCAGAUUGACCAUGGAGUCAUCUCCAACCUGACCUAAUGGAAGCCGGGUAUCUGUGGGUCAGAGGAUCCAAGUUCCACCAAAUCAUGAAGAUGUCCCAAGUGUUUGCCGACAGUUUGAUCAGGGCCAUCAGGAGGCUCAGGGAGGCCCACAGCAGUUGAUCUUGGCAUCCAAGAAUCGGCGAAAUCCAACUAGCAGGCAAACUCGAGGAAGCUACCAGUAUGAUCAAGGGGGAUAUCAGCUCUAGCAAAACAGAGUUUGAACUUCUUGCCAUGUAUGGAAGUCCUUUUCUAGAUUGAUAGUCGAUUUACAGGCUAGAACUUAUUUUGUGGCUCAGCUAAGUAAAUGCCUUGCUUAUUUUAACCGUUCUGCUUGUGCUGUAGAUGGGCUAAGAUGGGUUUGUUUAGAGGAAAAGGCACGAACAGAGCCCGGCUUUAAAUUAAUAAAGCCAAAACAAAGGUGGACGGUAAUAAUGCCUUCUCCCAUUUUUUGUCUGAAGAAUUCAACGUAGCUUGGUAUUAAAUUCAGAUUAACAAUGAUUAGAAAGUUGUUGGCACUGUUAUAUUAUGUUGAACCCUCACUUAGCCUUACAUUAUUUUGAAAACAGUGGUAAAAGAAUUAAAGAAUCCUUAAUUCAGGUGACACAUUCGACUUCAGUCCCAUCUUUCCAGCCUUGUUGGUCUGCCCAUGUUUUAGGCUGAUGCUAGUUGUAUUUUUUGUUGGAAGGAUCACACAGCACACAAAAUGGCCCAAUGAAUAUAUGGCAACUCGAUUGAAUAACUUGCUUCGUCCUGAGCUGGCUGAGUUCUUUUUUGCAAGUCAUAAGGUUGUCUCCUGUGACCGAGUUCACAUCAAGAAUUGCUCGUCGUUGAGUUGAC
Triticum aestivum (bread wheat) is the source of this 1995-nucleotide messenger RNA. Its product is annotated as MDIS1-interacting receptor like kinase 1. Gene Ontology annotation, biological process: protein phosphorylation. The annotation marks the transcript as partial. The transcript is spliced from 3 exons. Gene Ontology annotation, molecular function: protein kinase activity; ATP binding. NCBI's taxonomy places the organism in Eukaryota, Viridiplantae, Streptophyta, Magnoliopsida, Poales, Poaceae. Gene Ontology annotation, cellular component: plasma membrane. The record is from RefSeq and is a predicted model, not a curated record.